GACAAACCGCAUGACGAGUACUCAAGCCGAACAUCACCUGAUCAGCCCGAUAAUUCAACGAGUUCGAAAUUCUGCUCGAGCUCAAGCUCAAAAUUCAAUAAGUUCGACUUGUGAGCCAGCUCGGCUCACUUACACCCCUAGAAGAAUACCUUCUACAAAAGUAUUUUUUUUUUUAAAAAAGAAGCCAAAGAUUUGCUACUAAUACAUUAAAAAUUCAAAUUUUAUCUCACUAUGUAACAACUCAUCGAUUCAUUGUUACAAUAUACAACUCUACUCAACCAGCAAUCUGAUCUUCAAGGAACGGUAAACUACUUCCCCUAAAAAUAUUGCAACCGGCAGAAGUUGGCUACCCACCCAAAUAAAACACAGAUCUACAUGUAUUUGCAGUUGCCAGACUCUCAGAAGCUCAACCUUAUAAGACCCCUCCCUCCUCCCCCCUUCUAUUCCAGCAACACCACAGUCAUCUUCUUCCCCUCCUCUCUUCUUUCCUUGCAGCCUUCAUCAAGCUUUAGACACAACUGAUGGCAAAAGAAGCGAUGAAGAUCUUCCUGCUGGCAACUGCCAUCACGGCGGCUUCAUUCUGGAUUCCGGCAGCUGGCCAGGCAGGCUGCACCACCGCGCUCAUCAGCCUCUCGCCUUGCCUGAAUUAUAUUUCCGGCAGCUCUUCCACUCCAUCCUCUAGUUGCUGCUCCCAGCUUGCCAGUAUAGUGCAAUCGCAGCCUCAAUGCCUCUGCAUGGUGGUCAAUGGAGGAGGCUCUAUAGUUGGCAUUUCUAUUAAUAAAACACAGGCCUUAGCCCUUCCAAGUGCUUGCAAGGUUCAAACACCACCUGCUAGCGCAUGCAACGCUGGGGCAGGUGGGUCGUCAGGCUCUCCGCCGGUGUCCCCGCAGGCGGCGCCAAGCACUCCGACUUCUCCGCCGGUGUCCCCGCAGGCGGCGCCAAGCACUCCGACAGCCCCUUCAACCCCUUCAACCCCAUCAACCCCAUCAACUCCAACAACAACUCCUGAGGCACCGAGCUCUCCCACCGACACCCCUUCUUCCCUUGCACCUACAGGUUCCUCUUCAGGCAAUGGGUCGAAGUCAACCAAUGGUGAUUCCUCUGAUGGCAUGAUGAAUAAAUCCCUCAUGUCCAUAGUCUUCGCUGCUUUGAUCUUUGGCUCGUCUCUGGCGAGCUUCUUCUGAGUCAAUAUUUUAUUACUGGAUGGGUGGCCUGGCUUUUGGAGUUUUGCUUUCUUGUAUUCAGUGUUUGCUUUUGGAUGAAUUAUUUUCUGCGGAGACACCACGGGACGGAGAGAACCGUUCGAUAUUCUCUUUAUCUGCGCUUUUACUGUAGCAGCCAUCCUUUUACUGUUGAUAGAGAGACAACGGGACGAUUCUCUCCUUCUGAUACCCGCGUAGAAUAAUCUCUCGUGCUUUUGUAAUUUAUAGCUUAUGGUCCAUGAAGCUUGUGUCUGAGGAUGCGUACGUGCAAUUUAUCCUUUUGAAGAUCAGUUCCUUCGAUUGUAAAUUUGAUAAUAUAUAUAUCAGAUAAUUGUUUGAUGAGGAUUAUUCCAUAGUUGUAAAAUAUUUUUACUGGUUUGAUCAACGUAAAUAACUCUAUUGCUGGGCAAAGCUAAGCUGCUUGAAGUUUAGGCUGAUCUCCAGAGUACUAAUCAAAUCACUAUUAUCUCACUUGAUUAAAUUGAUCGGGUGAUCCUGCAUUGAAGGCUUGAAGCGAAGCCCAAUGUGUCUGCCUGCGCCAGGGUUGAACCAAGUGGUUGGGAAAUGUCCGAUGGUAAUAAUAUAUUUGAUCUACGAGCACAAAGCAUUCUUUCAAAGCCCUUGAUGCUAGGAGUCUAAAAUUUU
Molecule: messenger RNA, 1847 nt
Organism: Dendrobium catenatum
Lineage: Eukaryota; Viridiplantae; Streptophyta; Magnoliopsida; Asparagales; Orchidaceae
Product: non-specific lipid-transfer protein-like protein At2g13820
Exons: 3
Coding region: 522-1184 (220 amino acids)
Biological process (GO): lipid transport
Molecular function (GO): lipid binding
Source: RefSeq, a predicted model, not a curated record